CAUAGCAAACGUUGGGAGGGGGGUACAUAUAUGCGAAAUUUAGUGAUGUCUCCAGCUUGAAUUUAAAUAUUUAAACAGCUGGCCAAAGAACUGGCUGCCGGCCGGCCAGCAGCAGCCAAACGCCCAGAACCCAAGCACCCGUCUGGAGUCUGGAGCGAGCAGAAGACAUACCAAAGCCAAGAGAGUCGCACGCACAUCUGGACCCCUCGCGACGUCUGUAUAAACAAACUUCCACACAAUAAAUUAUUGCUGCCUGCUGUUGUUCUUGUUGGCGUGGAGCACAUAUGCUAUGCAAAAACUAGUUUGAGCGGUUAUUGAACCUCUGACACUUGACUUGCGUUUGCCGGCAAAAAUAUUCAUUCGCCCCCGAGGGCUGACCGCUCAAUAAGAAGUUCAACCCGGUAUCCAGGAACGGACGUGUCAGCGAAAUUCUGCCAAAGAAGAGUGGCAUGCACGUGUACACCAUGAGUAAUCGAGUGCCGGAGCUAAUUAUAUGCUCCUUCAUCGUGGUCAGCUUGCUGGUCAUACACUUCUUUUCGGACCUGUUGCGAGCAUCGCUGGGCGGCUUCUACACCAAGGAUGUGACCCUGUCGCAGCUGGUGGAGGCCCAGAGCUCCGACUAUGCCUGGCUGCUGAAACUGAUGGUGAACUGCUUCGGCUACAGUUGCGUCUUUGUGCCCGGCUAUCUCAUCUACAAAUAUGUGGCACGCACCGGCUAUCUCGAGAGGGGCAACAAGACUUUUCUGCACACGGCCAUCAACAUGUGCAUCACCGGCAACUCCAGCUACGAGCCAUUGGAUGCUGCGGCCAGUGCAGCGGAUAAGGAACGAUCAGCAGCAGCAUCGGCGGCUGGCAAGCGUACGAGUUCCCAGGAGGCUGUGCAGCUGCUUUGGUGCUUUGGCGGCCUCAUGGUCUCCUAUUUGACCUGGGGCGUGCUGCAGGAGAAGAUCAUGACACAGAAAUACCUGAACUUUGCUGGAGAGAGUGCCAAGUUCAAGGAUUCGCAGUUUCUGGUGUUUGCCAACCGACUGCUGGCCUUUGUGGUGGCCCUCAUCUAUCUGCAAUGGCAGCCCUCGCCCACGCGCCACCGUGCACCGCUCUACAAGUAUUCGUAUGCCUCGUUCUCGAACAUAAUGAGCGCCUGGUUCCAGUAUGAGGCGCUGAAAUUUGUCAACUUUCCCACUCAGGUGCUGGCCAAGUCGUGCAAAAUAAUCCCGGUGAUGGUGAUGGGCAAGAUCAUGUCGAAAGCCAAGUACGAAUCGUACGAGUACGCCACAGCUGUGCUAAUCUCGCUGGGCAUGAUCUUCUUCAUGAGUGGCUCGGCGGACAGCAACAAAGCCAGCGGAGUGACCACCCUGACGGGCGUAUUCCUGCUCUCCUUGUACAUGGUCUUUGACAGCUUCACGGCCAACUGGCAGGGCUCGCUCUUCAAGAGCUACGGCAUGACCUCCCUCCAGAUGAUGUGCGGCGUUAAUCUCUUCUCCUCGAUCUUCACUGGCGCCUCGCUGUCCAUGCAGGGCGGAUUCAUGGACUCCCUUUCGUUUGCCACCGAGCAUCCGAAAUUCGUGUUUGAUAUGGUUGUGCUUUCCAUUUGCUCAGCGGUCGGGCAAUUGUUUAUUUAUCACACAAUCGAUGUCUUCGGCCCAGUUGUGUUUACCAUCAUUAUGACGCUGCGUCAGGCCGUAGCCAUCAUGCUCUCUUGCUUCAUCUACCACCACAGCGUGUCGGCUCUGGGCAUCUUUGGUGUUCUCAUCGUUUUCGUGGCCAUCUUUCUGCGCGUCUACUGCACACAGCGUCUGAGGGCGAUGCGCAAACGGGCCGAGGCUAACAAACCCAAAAUGGCUGUCUAACCAGUGGCCUGGCGUAUCGGCGCCUCGUACACAACGCACAGACUUCCCAGCUCAGUUUUUAAGUUAUUAUCUGGAUACUAAGCUCACUACGGAUCCUACUUCCUAUCUCUCCAACAGAGGCAGCUCGCAGCUGGAAUUUCUCUUCCCAUUUGUACAGUUUUGUUUUUCUAGUUUUAAGUUUAAAGUGUAUACUUUUUAUUGUAACCUUAAGUAGACUGCCCCCCUGUGGAGGCCAAACGAUUUUAUGUGUGCAUCAAGUAAAUUGUCUAGGUAUGAUAUGCCACAGCAUGAG
This is a messenger RNA of Drosophila obscura, 2142 nucleotides long. RefSeq names its product adenosine 3'-phospho 5'-phosphosulfate transporter 1 (gene sll). Gene Ontology annotation, cellular component: endoplasmic reticulum membrane; Golgi membrane. The coding region runs from base 450 to 1850 and encodes 466 amino acids. Gene Ontology annotation, molecular function: 3'-phosphoadenosine 5'-phosphosulfate transmembrane transporter activity. The transcript is spliced from 4 exons. Lineage: Eukaryota; Metazoa; Arthropoda; Insecta; Diptera; Drosophilidae. Gene Ontology annotation, biological process: transmembrane transport. The record is from RefSeq and is a predicted model, not a curated record.